CGCGGAGCGUGGAGCCCGCUCAGAGCCGGCCCGGAGCGCUCCGACUUGCAAGCGGGCUGUGCUGUGGAGCCGGGUGCCCGAGUGACAGCCGCGGGGAGUUCAGGGCCGGAGGACGCGAGCCCUCAGGGGCAGCUGCAGGGCGUUGGGCAGCGCUCGCCUGCGCCGAGCGAGUCUCCUCUUCCUGGCGCUCCGCCGCCCCGCACCCCACUCUCCCACCCUCUCGCAACUUGGGUCGAGUUGACAACUCCCGCGGCGACCCGCUGGCCCGUGCCGCCUCCGCUGCGCACCCCUCCCCGGGGGUGAGAGAGAGCAGGCUCGCCGGCUCCGAGGACGCUCGGGCGGCAGCUGCUUGGCCAUGAGGGCAGCGCGAGUCGUCUAACUCGCGGCUGUCACCGCCACUGCAGCGGAGCCGGCCGGCUGGGCGCUGCGGGACGGGCGGGCGGCUGCCGGCAGGAGGCGCCGAGCCGGGUGACUGCCGCGGCGGGCACAGUCCGGGGCCACAGCGCCGAGCCCGGGCGGGAGUGGCCCCGCGCAGGCGGGGAGCCGUGCCGCGCACUCCAACCCGGCGGGCACAUCGGGGGCGGGCGCGGGGCGCAGCCUUCUCGUCCCGGCCUCUGUGACAAGUGCGCCGGGGCCGGGAGCCCGACUGCCGGGCUCGGGGUGGGCGCGGACGCAGGCACUGGGCUCGUGCGGGGCCCCGGGCGUCGCGAUGAACAUCGUGGUGGAGUUCUUCGUGGUCACUUUCAAAGUGCUCUGGGCGUUCGUGCUGGCCGCGGCGCGCUGGCUGGUGCGGCCCAAGGAGAAGAGCGUGGCGGGCCAGGUGUGCCUCAUCACCGGCGCCGGCAGCGGCCUGGGCCGCCUCUUCGCGCUGGAGUUCGCCCGGCGCCGGGCGCUGCUGGUGCUGUGGGACAUCAACACGCAGAGCAACGAGGAGACGGCUGGCAUGGUGCGCCACAUCUACCGCGACCUGGAGGCGGCCGACGCCGCCGCGCUGCAAGCUGGGAAUGGUGAGGAAGAAAUUCUGCCCCACUGUAACUUGCAGGUUUUUACGUACACCUGUGAUGUGGGGAAGAGGGAGAAUGUCUACCUGACGGCUGAAAGAGUCCGCAAGGAGGUUGGCGAAGUCUCAGUCCUGGUCAAUAAUGCUGGUGUGGUCUCUGGGCAUCACCUUCUGGAAUGUCCUGAUGAGCUCAUUGAGAGAACCAUGAUGGUCAAUUGCCAUGCACAUUUCUGGACCACUAAGGCUUUUCUUCCUACGAUGCUGGAGAUUAAUCAUGGUCAUAUUGUGACAGUUGCAAGUUCCUUGGGAUUGUUCAGUACUGCCGGAGUUGAGGAUUACUGUGCCAGUAAAUUUGGAGUUGUGGGUUUUCAUGAAUCCCUGAGCCAUGAACUAAAGGCUGCUGAAAAGGAUGGAAUUAAAACAACUUUGGUUUGCCCUUAUCUUGUAGACACUGGCAUGUUCAGAGGCUGCCGAAUCAGGAAAGAAAUUGAGCCUUUUCUGCCACCUCUGAAGCCUGAUUACUGUGUGAAGCAGGCCAUGAAGGCCAUCCUCACUGACCAGCCCAUGAUCUGCACCCCUCGCCUCAUGUACAUCGUGACCUUCAUGAAGAGCAUCCUCCCAUUUGAAGCAGUUGUGUGCAUGUAUCGGUUCCUAGGAGCGGACAAGUGUAUGUACCCCUUUAUUGCUCAAAGAAAGCAAGCCACAAACAAUAAUGAAGCAAAAAAUGGAAUCUAAGAAUCUUUUUGUAUGGAAUAUUACUUCUAUCAGAAGAUGAUCCAGAUGUUUCAGUCCAAUGCACAUCAGCAUUGCUGACAUUUUAUGGAUUCUAAACUUGUGUUGUUUCUUUUUUUAAUCAACUUUUUAAAAAAAUAAAGUGUAAAUUAACCGACUAGAGUACUUGGAAAAUGUGAUCAGUAAAAGUGAACUUAGGUUGUUGCCAACAGGGUCCUUUUAGGCAGAACCCAAAAACCAGUCAAAUCUUUAGAGAAGCACUGUGUGACAUCUUCAGGUUACCAUUAUUUUUUUAAUGAGCAGGAAGUCUAGAAAUGAUAACUAGACUGUAUAUUUCAUGUGUGUGAUUUUUCAGAAUUCCCAUAGAGUUUACUCAUUCUUGUUAUUAAACUCCAGCCAGUUGACAUCUUCGCAAUUUCAAGGACUGAUAGUGCUAUAUUUUCUCAUGUUUUCUAAGUUUCCGUUUUGCAAGGCCUAGGUGGCUUUUUCAUGGUGUUUGUAUGUUUAGCUCUUUUGAAAAGGAAUUUUGAAAUCUGCAUCAACUGAAGUAAAUGAUAUCUGAGUAUUACAGUAAAGGUGACCAAGUGUCUUUCUUAAAGUCACAAUGACUAAAGUAUUAGCUGAAUUUUUUUUUUUUUUUUUUUUUUUGAGACAGAGUCUCGCUCUGUACCAGGCUGGAGUGCAGUAGCACAAUCUCGGCUCACUGCAGUCUCUGCCUCACAGGUUCAAGUGAUUCUCCUGCCUCAGCCUCCUGAGUAGCUGGGACUACAAGCACGCGCCACCAUGCCCAGCUAAUUUUUAUAUUUUUAGUAGAGAUGGGGUUUCACCAUGUUGGUCACGAUUGUCUCCAUCUCUUGACAUCGUGAUCCGCCCGCCUCAGCCUCCCAAAGUGCUGGGAUUACAGGCAUGAGCCACUGCGCCCAGCCUUGAAUUUUUAAUUUUAUCUCUGAAAUACUUCAUUAAGUGUCUGGAGACCUAAUUAUCCUAAAAGAUCAUCCAUUUUCUACCUAUGAAUUUUGCUGCAUACAGAAAGUGCCCUUCCCUCAGGAAGUUGCUGUGUUUCAUUUCUUUGGAUGGACUCUUACCUAGAAUACAUAGCAGCUCUGCAAAGAAACAGGUUUUAAAAAUGGGAACUUCUACAUUGAAAAGUCCCCAUUUUUGUGCCAACUAUAAUGAGUGAGAGGGAGAAAUCUUAUUCUAUGGCAUAUGUAUGGAAAGGUGUAAAGAUUCUUUUGAAAGUUUUAUUCACGUUGUAGAACAGCAAAUGACAUUUUUACAGUAUUUUUUUGUAAAGCAAACUAUUUUGUGCCUUGAAUUUGGUAUAUGUGUAUUAGUGAAACAUUGUAAAAGUGAACUUCUACCUCUGUAUCUAAAUGUAUACCAUCCACUUGUAAAUUACUAUAAACUAUUAUGUGAUUGCCUUUUUUUUUUUUUUUUUUUUUUUAGAAUGUCUUGUUUAAAUAGCAGCCAAUGUUUAAGGCUAUUAAAAUAAGCCAACUUUUACUAAUUGGGGAGUUUUAUAAAUGACUGAUUAAAUUUAAAGAAUUAACUUACAUGCAACUGUGUGAUUAUUAGUUAUCAGCAGUGUUGUAAGGAAAAUUAUUGUGUUUUUUUUUAAUGAUCAUUAUCCCACUUUAGGUAAAGAAAAAUGUUGGAAUGGAAUAGUGUUGGGAAACAGACAUUAACAACCUAGGGUGCCUGCACUCAAAUAGCCAAUGUUACCGUCCCUAGAUUAGAUACUUGAUUAAGGGCUUGUUCGUACCAAAAGUGGGGAAACAAUCCAUGACCUGUGUUUUAGUUUGGCUGCACCACAGAUCAAAUCUGCACUAUGUCUACAUAGGAAAGGUCCUGCUAUGUGCUAAUGUUCCCAGUGCAGGACUUGAGGAAGAGCUCUGUUGUAUGUUUCCAUUUCUCUUUAUAAAAGAUAACCAAAUCUUGUGGCCUUUAUAACAAUGGAGGCACUGGCUGCCUCUUAAUUUUCAAUCAUGGACCUAAAUAAGUACUCUGAAGUAGUCUCAGCAGUGCCAGGUGGGGACAGAUAUACUCAGAGGUUAUCCAGGUCUGCCUCCCAGCGAGCCUGGAGUACAACAGACCCUCCUAGAGAAAUCUGUUGUAAUUUAACAACCCACUUAUCCACCUUAAAACUGAGGAAAGUCUUCUUUACAUCUAAUUUUAUUCUUGUGUGUUGUAACUUAAACCUUUUUCUAUUUUUGUUUAUUAUUGCCCUUACAAGGGUGUCUAUCUCCAAGUUCAAUAAACCUAAUUCAUUUAA
Messenger RNA from Cercocebus atys (sooty mangabey), 4004 nucleotides. It is a transcript of the gene RDH10, whose product is annotated as retinol dehydrogenase 10 (all-trans). Bases 710 to 1735 code for a protein of 341 amino acids. Gene Ontology annotation, cellular component: lipid droplet. The record is from RefSeq and is a predicted model, not a curated record. The transcript is spliced from 6 exons. Gene Ontology annotation, molecular function: oxidoreductase activity, acting on the CH-OH group of donors, NAD or NADP as acceptor. Lineage: Eukaryota; Metazoa; Chordata; Mammalia; Primates; Cercopithecidae.